Molecule: messenger RNA, 4523 nt
Organism: Linum trigynum
Lineage: Eukaryota; Viridiplantae; Streptophyta; Magnoliopsida; Malpighiales; Linaceae
Source: the annotation of a GenBank genome assembly
CCUUCCUCCGGUCAAAUGGUCGGGGCCCACGGUACUGGUUUAAGAUACUGCUUGAUUAUAAUCGAUUGAAGUGUGUUUAUUGAGUCAAUUGAAGCCUGAUAAACUUUUCUUGAUUUUUGCUGCAACCUGACAUAGAUAGAAUUUGAUUAGGUUGUUAGAGCUUCUUUAAUCGGUAGUAGUGAAUUGAUUAUAUGAGAGUUAAUCGAUUCACUGUUUGUACUGGAAGCCAAUUCCAGUAGUGGAGUUCUGUGUUAAUUGCCUUAACUUUCUAUCCCGCUGAAGACUAGUCAUCUACUGGUUAGUCUGUCUAAGAGGGCUUGGUUAGCUUAAGAGAUUCCAAGCUACUGUCGGAUCUCCCGCAGUUUAAUCAACAGUAAAUCAACCUAAGGACAUUACAACUUAUACCUAACUAAGGAGCUAGGGAGACUCAUUCCCGAGUGACUCUCCCCUUGCUUUUGAAAACCGAACAACUUCUUGCUUUCUUACUGCUUUUGUUUACAAUUACUCUCACUAAACUUAGUCCCGUUAGAUAAUAGAUAAUCACGGAGUAGGCAGUAGAUCUAGACCCCAGGUUGAUAAAUUAAACUUACCACUAUUCUGCAUUUCCAUUCUGCGAUUAAACUUGGUCGCAGUUUGGUGUUGUGUCAUAGCGUGCCAUUGGCUGAGCUUAGUCAUGGCAGCGAAUGACAAUGAGAAAUAGGACGGCAGCGGACCGUGGGCUUGAAUCGUCGGGGUUGUUGUUGGGCCAAGCAAUGAGACGCGUGGGCCCCAAGCACAUAGUCAUUAAAAGCCCAUAAAUAAUCAGACUAUGCCCAAAUAGACAAGAAUACCCACUGGAGCCCAUCCGGAGGCGGUCUUCAUUGAGGCACGCAGAACCUAGAAGACCGCCCGACAUAAAGGUCUAACGGCUUCCUGACUCCCCAGUUCGGAGACUAACAUAGGUACACUCUGAAUAUGCAUUUAAUGAAUCUGGAGGCAUCCCUAGACGCCGGACAGAUCAUUAAAAGUCAUCUCUUCAGCCAAAGCUAGUAUAAAUACGCCUCAAAGGGUAGCAUUUAUGGUAACUUCCAACCACUAUUUUCUCUCUCUUAAUUACAACUAUCUACUUCUCUCUCUAACUUAAGCAUCAUAUGAGGUCCCAGGAUUCCCCUGAUGACCUUUUCUUGCAGGGUUUGGCACGACAGCCCUCGACUGGAGUUCGUACGUGAUCUGAAGAGCUUCUCCAAUAGCCUAGUACUAAUCAGGCCUAAACAAUUUGGCGCCCACCGUGGGACGAGUUCGAAACCCCGCUCAUAGGAAUGGUCGAAAACAACACUCUGAGGGAUAUAUCUCUAAGGAUCAUGAACGAGACGGAGCUAGAGGAGGUUGUCAAAAGUCAUGGACAACAAAUCGCAAGCAUGCAGUAUAGCCUCGACCAAUUACUUCACCUCUUGAAGGCAAAAAGAAGAACCUGCCAAAACCUCAAAAGGAAGACCGCGGGAGGAGAAACAGAAGGUCAUUCUCAUCCCUGACAACCCUCCUGAGAUAGAAGGCCGGGGAAUGGAGGCGGAAGAUGUGGACCUCAUCUUCGUCGAGAAACACUUAUUGUCCACAUAUGGAAAACACAAAGGUUGAACGUUCUUCAAAAUCCAUUGGCGAAAGAGUUAUUCAAAACUCCAGUACUUUCAAACUUCUCAUCUCUGGGACUACCCGCCUAUAGCGGGACUUCAGAUCCCACGAAUCAUCUUUGUAUGUUCAUGCUAAAGAUGCAACUCGUAAACGCCUUUCAUUCGAACUUAUGUUGUGCGUUUCCGGUCACCUUCAACGGUUAGUGCAGAACAUGGUACACCUCCAUCCCUGAAUGUGUGAUAAAGAACUUUGAACAGUUCGCUAUGUUGUUCUCGACGAAUUUUGUGCCUCAAUGGAGACGCAAACUCACAGUCUCAGCUUUUAUCAACUAAAGACAAAGGAAAGAGGAGUCGCUGACAGAUUUCUACAACUAGAGGAACGCAAUAGCGUACAAAAUACAAGGAAUCUCCCCGGUGGUGGCCGCGGGCAACCUCAGGAUGCCGUCAAAUAGCAUCGACCUUAAGAGGACCCUAAUUAAAAAGGAAUCCACCCUCUUGUCGUGGUUAGAGCUAGACCAAUUGGUCCGGCGAGCUAUAUUACUUGAAGAGGUGCUAACCGCCAAUGAUCAAAAUAGGCAGGCUCACCCUCAAAUCGACACUCAUGACCGAGGAGACGCUCAACGAGGAAGAAGCUCCCCAAAGUGAAAAACGUAUCGAAUUCAGUACUCUGAGCGUGAUAACAGAAAGCAAGUAUUUUCUGUUGACCGAUAACGAGGAAGAGACAAAAGAAAGGGAGGGAAAAACACGAUGCGCCUCCCAGGCAAGAACAGCAAGAUGGGAAGAAUUGGUGCGAGUGAAACCAAGUGGCCUCCCACAACACAACAAAGUGUAGAGAAUUUAGAGCCAGCCUCAAGUAUCUCGCACCGGGAGACCUCUGCAACCGCUUGGAAACCAGACGACCACAUAGAAAGCACUCCCAAGAGGCACAUGAAGGGUCAUGAAGCCCCUAGUACAACAAAGCGAGGAUGAAUAGAGAGGAGAGAUCAAGAGAUCCCUCACGGAACAAGGCACCCUCACCUCUGCGGCACUCUCCCCUUACAGGAAAUCGUGCAAUGAUGAAGACAGAAUGAUAAUUAUAAAAAUCGUCGGGGGCAGAAAGCGCACGAGGUCGGAGAGAGACCACAUCGCACAAUGCGUGAAUGUCCAUCAAAAGGUGCCAACUGACGGUGCUUGUUUGCAUUUGAGCUAGUGAGAGAGGAAAACGCAGAAGACCCACUGGUUAUUUCCUUCCGAAUCGCAAGGUUCAAGGUCACCCGUUCUAUGGUGGAUAACGUAAGUUCUGCAAACAUCCUCUUCUAUUCAACACUCAAGAGCAUGAAAAAGAGUGUCCAAUAUCUUCACCCCUCUAAUACCAGUCUGGUGGGCUUCUCCGGAAUGAAGGUGUGUGUUCUCGGGUCAAUCACACUCAAGGUCACAAUAGGCGAAGCGGGGGUCACAAAAACACGUUCAGUAGAGUUCCAUAGUCGAUUUUCCAUCUCCGUACAAUGUCAUUCUGGGACGCGAUUUCCUCACAACCGUUGAGGAGAUUCCCUCCAAGUGCCAUCAGAUGUUAAAAUUUCCCAGCGGAGGACAAACAUGAAGCGUCUGAGAAAAUAUUAUAGAGGCAAAAGAAUGCUAUCAAGCAACAAUUGAGAACCUUGAAUACGAUCUCGUCGAAGUCCGGGGGUACAUCCCUUGCCCAGAGGCAUUGGAAGGCAAUAUAGCAUUCGUGUUAGAUGUAGAGCGUCACAAAUAGACUGUACGAAUUUCAUCCCAUCGACUAAGAAGGAGGCCCAAAGGAUGCUCAUGCUUCUCCAGGAAUUUCAAUAUCUUUUUGUGUGGGGUCCAAAAGACAUGUCGGGCGUCCCACGAAAGGUCUCUGAGCAUCGGUUAUCCGUCAAACCCAAACGAAGACCUGAUACAACAGCUAAGGAGAAACCUAUCACUAGAGAAUUAAAUGGCCCUAGAGUAAAAGGUUUGACGUCUACUCAUGGUCGGCUUCAUCAGGUAAGUGAGAUACCCAACCUGGCUCUCGAAUCCCGUCUUCGUAAAGAAGGCAGGGGGUGCUUGGAGGAUGUGCAUUGACUUCACUAGUCUCAACACAGCAUGUCCCAAGGAUGCCUAUCCACUUCCCCUCAUUUACCAGCUCAUUGAAGGAAUCGUGAAUCACUCACCUUUCUGGACAUGUUCUCCAUAAACCACCAAAUUCGGAUAGAGGAAAGCGAUCAAGAGCUAACCGCAUUCAUGACCCCCAUGGGCAACUUUUGCCAAGUCGGCAUACCUUUCGGACAGAAAAAUGUUGGGGCCACCUAUCAAAGGAUGGUUGACACUUUAUUCAAAGAUCGGAUGGGAAGAAAUAUGUAGGCGUACGUGGAUGGCUUCCUAGUCAAAAGUAAAAAGGUCGGUGAUCACCUAGCCGACUUGCGCGAAACUUUCGAAAAUUUGUGGCGGCAGAAAUUGCCCCUCAACCUGCUCAAGUGCGUCUUUGGAGCGAAGGUGGGUAAAUUUUUGGUUUUCAUGAUCACCAAGAGAGGGAUCGAGGCAAACCCGAAGCAAAUAGAUUCUAUACUCAGCCUGAAGUCGCCGAGGUCGAUAAAAGAAAUUCAAGCCAUCAACCCAAAAUGGCCACCCUCAGAAGAUUCAUCAUGCGGUCCGCCGACAAAUACCCAAAAAAUCAGCGUCAAGACUACAGUGGGGUGCCGAGUACGACAAAGCAUUUGCCUUAUUAACACGCCAACUUAGUUCUCCACCAGUUCUGAGCACCCACCUCCAAGGAGAGCGACUUUAUCUUUGUCUGUCAGUUUCCAUGCAAGUUGUAAGCUUUGUUCUGGUGAGAAGAACAUAGGAUGGUUCAGACAAGUCGGUCUACUAUGUGAGCAAAGCUCUACUCCCAACAUAGACAAGGUACAUGCUUGUAGAUAAAGAGGUCUUGUCCAU